AUGGGCUAUCCAGUGUAUGGAACUUGCGUGGGAAAAGAAUCAAGAAAGGCCAAUGCAGACGACGGCCUGCAAAGUGGACCUCAUGGACCUCUUGGACUGCCGAUCGAGAACGGGGUUGGUGUGCUGAGCGGCAGAACGACGCACGAGCAAAUCGACGAAAGUGCAGAUGAUGCUUUGGCGCCGGCUGGGAACAUCUUGCACAAACGUCUCAUGCAUUGGCGGCUUGAUCCGACCGCGCACCGCUGUGUCUCCCGUACCGCAAGCAAGAGUGAUAAUUGUGAAUGGGAGGAGGAGGAGAUAUCACACACAGCAGCAACGAACCUACGAGGACACGGCAGAGCGAAAGAACAAGGAAAAGAAAAAAGAAAAUAUGACACACGAAAGCUGCCCCUUGGACCCAGUCGCAAGCUGUUCUUGGAUGUUCAGCGGAUUUGCUUUUAG
This is a messenger RNA of Sporothrix schenckii 1099-18, 441 nucleotides long. RefSeq lists its product as uncharacterized. The transcript is spliced from 2 exons. Lineage: Eukaryota; Fungi; Ascomycota; Sordariomycetes; Ophiostomatales; Ophiostomataceae. The record is from RefSeq and is a predicted model, not a curated record. The coding region runs from base 1 to 441 and encodes 146 amino acids.